This is a messenger RNA of Acanthoscelides obtectus, 2037 nucleotides long. NCBI's taxonomy places the organism in Eukaryota, Metazoa, Arthropoda, Insecta, Coleoptera, Chrysomelidae. The record is from the annotation of a GenBank genome assembly.
AUGAAUCAAAAGCAGUGUGUGGCACAAAAAUUCUUCGCGGUCUUGGAAAAAAAAAGUAAAUCAUCUUUUUGGAAACACUUAAAAUAUAAGCAUCCACUUACAUUAAAGGAUCAAAGUAAAAUCGAAAAUAAGCAAUGUUCAGGUUCAGAAUCUUCAGGAGAAUUGAAACAAAUUAAAAUUACUGAGAGCUUCGAAAGACAAUGGGACAUAAACGAUUCAAGGACAAAAAGAAUACACCAGGCUACAGGAGAAAUGAUCGUUCUUGAUAAGCAACCUUUUUCUGUUGUGGAGAAUAAAGGAUCCAAAAGAUUGUUUGCUGUCCUGGAACGAAAGUAUAGUAUACCCAGUCGGCCAUAUUUCAGCAAAACUGUCAUUCCUGAGAUAUACGAAGAGUGUCAAAGUAGAGUAGCUGAAAUGUUAGCAGAUGCAAGAUUUAUUUCUUUCACAACAGACAUGUGGACUUCUGAUGUGAACAAUAAGAGCUUUAUAAGUUUAACUGGACAUUGGAUUUCCAGAAAUUUUGAACAAAAACAUUAUGGGCUAAGUAUUCGUGGUCUGGAUGGCAGUCAUACUGGUGAAAAUAUAAAAAAUGCUUUACUAGAAUUGUUAAGAAAUAAUAACAUAGAAGUGGGCAGAGAUCACUUGGUUCUUCGAGAUAGUGGUGCUAAUAUUAAGAAUGCUACAAAAGAUAUGGGAGUCAAUAAUGAAUCCUGUUUUAUUCAUACUCAGCAGCUUGUAGUAGUUAACUCUCUUAAAGAGCAAACAUCCCUUAUGGAAAUUGUACCCAUUGCAAGAAAAAUAGUGACUCAUAUAAACCAUUCCUCUCCAUCUCGAACAAAAUUAGAAGAAAUCAAGAAAGACGUCAACCUACCUAUCAAAAAAAUGGUUCAAGAUGUUCAAAGACGUUGGAAUUCCACGUAUUAUCUAUUAGAAAGACUUGUCGAGCAGCGAAGGGCCAUUAACUUGCUUGCCACGGAAGUUGAUGCGGUUCCCUCUUUGACACCAAGUCCGCCAAACAUUGAUCAAAGUAAAAUCGAAAAUAAGCAAUGUUCAGGUUCAGAAUCUUCAGGAGAAUUGAGACAAAUUAAAAUUACUGAGAGCUUCGAAAGACAAUGGGACAUAAACGAUUCAAGGACAAAAAGAAUACACCAGGCUAUAGGAGAAAUGAUCGUUCUUAAUAAGCAACCUUUUUCUGUUGUGGAGAAUAAAGGAUCCAAAAGAUUGUUUACUGUCCUGGAACGAAAGUAUAGUAUACCCAGUCGGCCAUAUUUCAGCAAAACUGUCAUUCCUGAGAUAUACGAAGAGUGUCAAAGUAGAGUAGCUGAAAUGUUAGCAGAUGCAAGAUUUAUUUCUUUCACAACAGACAUGUGGACUUCUGAUGUGAACAAUAAGAGCUUUAUAACUUUAACUGGACAUUGGAUUUCCAGAAAUUUUGAACAAAAACAUUAUGGGCUAAGUAUUCGUGGUCUGGAUGGCAGUCAUACUGGUGAAAAUAUAAAAAAUGCUUUACUAGAAUUGUUAAGAAAUAAUAACAUAGAAGUGGGCAGAGUUCACUUGGUUCUUCGAGAUAGUGGUGCUAAUAUUAAGAAUGCUACAAAAGAUAUGGGAGUCAAUAAUGAAUCCUGUUUUAUUCAUACUCAGCAGCUUGUAGUAGUUAACUCUCUUAAAGAGCAAACAUCCCUUAUGGAAAUUGUACCCAUUGCAAGAAAAAUAGUGACUCAUAUAAACCAUUCCUCUCCAUCUCGAACAAAAUUAGAAGAAAUCCAGAAAGACGUCAACCUACCUAUCAAAAAAAUGGUUCAAGAUGUUCAAAGACGUUGGAAUUCCACGUAUUAUCUAUUAGAAAGACUUGUCGAGCAGCGAAGGGCCAUUAACUUGCUUGCCACGGAAGUUGAUGCGGUUCCCUCUUUGACACCAAGUCAGUGGGAUUCGUUGGAAAAGCUUUUACGACUUUUACAACCAUUUGAGCAAACUACCAAACAUUUUAGCAGAGAAUUAUGUAUAAUAUCAGAAGUGAUUCCUACAGUUUGUCAUUAA